CCUCCCGGCAGUUGAUGAUGAUGAUGAUGAGGAGGAGGAGGAGGAGGAACUAGCUUACAGGCAGAUGUUCACUCGCUGAAGUUGGUCUCACGCAAUCUGAAACACAAGCACGUGUGCUGCGACGAAACAGCAGAUUAUCCCAGUGGAGAUUGCUCCUCAGAUUCAGCAAUGGCUGUUUGAGACCAACAUAGCCUUCCAGUGACACUCCCACCUCCCUCUCUCUUGUCUUUGUCCACACCCCUCUUUUCAUUUUGCGGUUCUAUUCUUUCACCCCUUCUCGGUUUCCCUGGCUGCCUGGUCUGUCCUCUUUUUCACUCACUGUCACUCCCCUGUUAGCUCCUCUGAGUUGAGGCUGAAGGCUGUAAAUUGCUCACAAUGGUUGCUGAGGUAGACUCGGUGUCUCAGGGCAGUGGUGUGCGGCUGAAGCAGGAGAUUUCCCUCCUCCAUGGGGUCUGUCUCAUCGUGGGAAAUAUGAUAGGCUCUGGAAUAUUUGUCUCACCCAAGGGGGUUCUUAAGUACACAGGCUCAUUUGGCCUGUCCCUGGUAGUGUGGGCCAUUGGAGGGGUAUUUUCUGUGUUUGGAGCGUUGUGCUAUGCUGAACUGGGUACCACAAUCCGUAAAUCUGGAGCCUCCUACGCCUACAUCCUGGAGGCCUUUGGAGGAUUCUUGGCUUUUAUUCGAUUGUGGACGUCUCUGUUGAUAGUUGAGCCAGCUUGUCAGGCAGUGAUUGCUCUGACCUUCUCCAACUACCUGGUCCAGCCCUUCUACCCCACCUGUUCAUCCCCUUAUGACGCCGUCCGCCUCAUCGCUGCUGUCAUCAUAUGUCUGCUGACUUGUGUGAACUGUAUGAAAGUGAAAUGGGGCGCUAUUCUUCAGGUCAUCUCUACUGUAGCCAAGGUCCUGGCCCUUAUUGUCAUCAUCAUUGCUGGCCUGGUUAAGCUUGCACAAGGUUUUGACCAGAACUUUGAGGACUCAUUUAAAGGCUCUAAGGUGGACCCUGGUAAUAUGGCCCUGGCCCUCUAUUCAGCACUCUAUUCCUAUUCUGGCUGGGACACACUCAACUUCAUCACAGAGGAGAUAAAAAACCCAGAGAGGAAUCUGCCCUUGUCCAUCGGUAUUUCCAUGCCCAUUGUCACAGUGAUCUACAUCUUGACCAAUGUAGCUUACUACGUCGUCAUGGAUGCAGACAAAGUACUCAGCAGCGACGCCGUGGCUGUGACGUUUGCAGAUGAGGUUCUGGGCUGGGCUCGAUGGCUGAUCCCUCUGUCUGUGGCCAUUUCCUGCUACGGAGGCCUCAACUCCUCCAUUAUUGCUGCCUCAAGGUUAUUUUUUGUUGGUUCCAGAGAAGGCCACCUACCUAAUGUCCUGUGCAUGAUCCACAUUAAGCGUUUUACUCCAAUUCCUGCCCUGCUUUUCAAUGGUGCCAUGUCUCUAUUCUACCUGUCUGUGCCUGAUGUUUUCCAGUUGAUCAACUACUUUAGUUUUAACUACUGGUUGUUCAUCGGCCUGUCAAUAGCCAGCCAAAUAUACCUUCGCGUCAAAUUUCCGGAUAUGCACCGACCUGUUAAGCUGUCUUUAUUCUUCCCAAUCGUCUACUGCGUGUGCAGCGUAUUCCUGGUAGUGGUUCCCCUCUACAGUGACACCAUGAACUCUCUGGUGGGAAUUGCUGUGGCGUUGUCUGGUGCACCGGUCUACUACAUUUGCAUCCACCUGCCGGCCAGCUCCAGACCGGCCUUCCUCGGAAAAAUGCUCGAUAGGAUCUCCCUAUACACCCAAAAACUGUGCAUGUGUUGUGUGGCCUCGCCUGAUAUUGACCUGGACAAUAUAGAUCCAGAAAAGGUCAAAUGAUGGGGCAACAAAGGACUCGGCCGGGACUGUAUGGAAGGAUGGCAGAGGAAGAACGAACACAAAGGAACCUGUGAGCUGCAGACAAUCAGUAUUUAGAGGAGUGUAACUUGAUUUGGUUGUAGGAAGAACGAUUGAGAGACUGGAGAGAUGAGCUCAACACACUCUUUCUCUCACACGAGCCAUAGAAAUAAAGAAGCAGAAUUUAGAAUUUGUACAUGAUAACCCUCCAACAAACAGCACUGUAUAGAUUAACUCAGUGGACCUCGUGCACAUUCACAUGCUAUUGCACAAUGCAGUGUUGGUUGUCCCUCCACACAUGCCUAUACACUGCAAUUCACACACGUACAUAAGCUGACCGAAAGAUUUAGGGUGACACUGCAGCACAUGGAAAUUAAUAACCUGAUCCAGAAGGACCUGACACAGCAAAGAUGCCUGCGGAGAUUUAUUCACAAACAGGAGGUUGGUACAGAAAAUACAUAUGUGAAGUUGAAAAAAGGUUAAUUAAAUGUCGUACAUGUGUUGCCUCACGUCUCACAUGUGAAACACGCUACUGUAGCUUAUGUGAAUGUGGGAAAGAUGAGCUUGAACCAGUGGUUCCCAACUGAAAUAUGAAGUUACUCACCCCUCCAAGGUUGCAAAUGUCACAGUAUGGUGGCCAAUUCAGCCAACAAAUAAUUCUUCUUACUAUUUGAACAUUUAACGGCCCUAAGAUCAUAAUAGUCCUCAGUAAUUCACAAAUAUAAAGUCUUAAAUAUAUUUUUUUAAAUCCCGUCGCUCACAACGAGAUUUAUCUGGUGACCCAAUGGGUUGAGUCCCAGCCACUGGUUUAAAUGCUAAAAGGUGCAGACUUAAAGACCCUCCCACUGCUUGUGUUUAAAGGUUUGAUGGAUUUGCAUCAACGUCAGGCAAGUUAUUUGCCAGUGUGUAUGUCACAAUUAUAGUUACGUUAGUUUUUUAGCUAGAGUUUAUACAUCAACUGUAUGGCAGCCAGAAAAUGUCCAAAAACAUUGUUCUUGGACUUGUUGACAGACCUCUGUAAACUGCUGCAAAUUUGCACAUCUUGCAUGUUCUGUUUUGUUUUACAGCUGGCUUUUUUGUUAUGGAAAAGCUUUAUUAUGACCUAUUACUAAAGUGAAGGGCCAACUUGGCGGGUGUAGAGGGUUUUUAGUAAUUAGUUAUGAAGAGAUUAUUUACAAGUGCUGUUACUUCUUGUGUCAGUUGACUUUAAGUGGUUUCAUUUUAUAAGUGGUGAUCCUACUAUAUGAUCAUAAAUCUGUCACUGUUCACAUGCAUGUGAAAUGUUAUCUUUCAGCUAAAUCCUUUAAAUGCAUCUUCAGGGCUAUAUUUGAUUUCUGUUGCCUCCUAGUGGUAGCUAAUCUUAACUUCAAGAGGCGAGCUGUAGUUUGUCUCCCAAGUGUCAUUCAAGAGUCCAUCUGCAGCUUGUGUGUUUAUGCAUUUACUGUCAUCUUGUUACCUUGUUCUCUCUUUUUUAGCCAUUUCCAACCACAAACUGGUGUGAGGAAUGUAACUGAAAAGUUUUAAAACUUGUGAUUGUUUCUAGAUUAAGAAAAGGUACCUUCAGAACGGUGUCUUUAUAGAUACAUACCUCAGGAUCAACCAUGCUGAUGUGCACAUGUAGUUGCUGAUAUUUAUCUUUCUUUUUUUAGCCACUCUUACCUUGAGAGUUUGUAUCACAGAUGGGAUAUUUAAUGUAAUGUUGCCUUUUUGAAUAUAUAUAUAUAUAACCAAUUGGACCAUUUAUUCACAGUGCAUAACCAAAGGUCUUCAACAGGCUAAUAGUUGGACCAUCUCUAUGCUCAGUGAGCCUGUAGCAAAGUGUCUCUUCUUCCUAGUGAGAACUAUAGCUGUAACUACAGAUAGAAACUAACUGUGGUGUUUGCAGUGUACAGUGGUCUUUAUGAACUGUACAGUGGUCUUUAUGAACUGUACGUGCCUUCUGUGAGUGUGGUCUGCCAAAGGCCGUGUCUAUUUUUGAUAUUGUAACGUUGCUUUUGUGUACGGUGUCUUGAGCACAAUCAUUGACACACUGCUGUAGGGUUUGCCAAAAUGUUCUUUGGGUGCUCAGUUCAAAAAAAAAAAAAAAAAUGAAUCUGCUUCAGAUGUAGUUAACUAUCGGUUGGAAAUAUUCUGGCCUUAUAUUGAACCAUCCUGAUAAAAGCACUUCCACAACACCAGCCAACUGAAGCACACAGAUAUUUGUUGAAUGUUGCUUUCUCUGGGGUCAAAGUCAUCAUUUAUACUAGUCAGUUUUGUGUGUGUGUGUUGAAAGGAAAAACUAACAUAUCUGCAGUAAACGCAUAAUAUUUACAAUGUAUUUUUCAUUCUGUCAUUUUAUGGACUUAUUAUAGACUCAGAAACUUGAAUGUUAUAUUUUAUGUAUUUCAUCAGGUACCAAUUUGGGCGUUCUGGUUGGGUUGUGUUUUGUGUAUGUGUAGAAUUGUUGACUGUUUUUAUUUAUCAUAUUUUGGACAAACCAAAUGGCAGGAUAUACUUUUCAUGUCUUGUUUGCUCGGACUGAGGCAGGAAAGUGUUGUUUUAUUUGAAUAAAAGCAAAACAGAAUGUGCGUCUCACUAAAUUUGACUGUGUCCUCAACCUUAACUGGAAAUAUAGACCCGUCCAACCUUUAGUGGCAAUGGACAGCACACAGCCACUAGAGGUCAUAGUCUUGUAACACUUAAUAAAAUCCUGUCAAACUGCAA
This is a messenger RNA of Dicentrarchus labrax (European seabass), 4569 nucleotides long. Its product is annotated as Y+L amino acid transporter 2-like. Gene Ontology annotation, molecular function: basic amino acid transmembrane transporter activity; L-amino acid transmembrane transporter activity. Gene Ontology annotation, biological process: amino acid transmembrane transport. NCBI's taxonomy places the organism in Eukaryota, Metazoa, Chordata, Actinopteri, Moronidae. The record is from RefSeq and is a predicted model, not a curated record. The coding region runs from base 376 to 1848 and encodes 490 amino acids. Gene Ontology annotation, cellular component: membrane. The transcript is spliced from 12 exons.